Messenger RNA from Limanda limanda (common dab), 507 nucleotides. RefSeq names its product corticotropin releasing hormone b (gene crhb). The record is from RefSeq and is a predicted model, not a curated record. Gene Ontology annotation, molecular function: hormone activity. Lineage: Eukaryota; Metazoa; Chordata; Actinopteri; Pleuronectiformes; Pleuronectidae. Gene Ontology annotation, cellular component: extracellular region. Bases 1 to 507 code for a protein of 168 amino acids. The transcript has a single exon.
AUGAAGCUCAAUUUACUUGGUACCACCGUGAUUCUGCUUGUUGCCUUCUUGCCGCGCUACGAAUGUCGGGCUAUUGACAGCCCUGGCGGUGCACUGCGCGUCCUCGCUCCCCAAACCCAGAACUCCCAGCAGCACCAGAGGUCGGGUCCCAUUCUGGAGCGGCUCGGAGAGGAGGUCUUCGUCCGACUGGGCAACGGGGACUCUAACUCUUUCCCAUCCUCGUCCAUGUAUCCCGCCGAGUCGCCUGCCAUCUACAACAGAGCCCUGCAACUCCAGAUGACGCGGCGUCUUUUACAAGGGAAAGUUGGGAACAUCAGGGCGCUUAUAGGCGGCUUCGAGGACCGCGGUGACGACUCGAUGGAGAGGGGCAGGAGGUCCGAGGACCCGCCGAUAUCCCUGGAUCUGACCUUCCACCUGCUCCGGGAGAUGAUGGAGAUGUCCCGGAAGGAACAGAUGGCUCAGCAGGCGCAAAAUAACAGAAGAAUGAUGGAGCUCUUCGGGAAAUGA